Molecule: messenger RNA, 1903 nt
Organism: Eupeodes corollae
Lineage: Eukaryota; Metazoa; Arthropoda; Insecta; Diptera; Syrphidae
Gene: CAH2
Product: carbonic anhydrase 2
Exons: 6
Coding region: 677-1744 (355 amino acids)
Cellular component (GO): cytoplasm
Molecular function (GO): carbonate dehydratase activity; zinc ion binding
Source: RefSeq, a predicted model, not a curated record
UUUAGCCAGCCAGGGCUGUCGUAGUCGGUCUGGGUCUCGGUGUCGUUGUCGGUGUCGAUGUUGAUUUCGAUAUCGGUAGUUGGUACUCGUUACUCGGUUUCGAUGUUGGUCAUUUGGGGGGUCUUUUGAGAUAGAGCUGUCCAUUCAUUCAUUUAUCCACUGGCAGCGGAACUGUCUUGAUCGCCCUUAGCCACCGAACGUAACGUCGCUCGCCGCCGGCCGUAUAUAGAUAGUAGUAGUUGAUGUUUUCUUUGUUUGUCAGCUUUGAACUGUCAUCUCGGUCAUCUGUGUCUUUUUUUUAUUUCAAAGAUACUCGUAGAGUGUUGCUUAAAUUUUCAGCAAACCAAAAGCUGGAUAGUAUGUCAAAUUUGAAUAAAUCCAAAAGUUCGUUAAUGUGCAAAGUUUCAAAAAAGUUGUUAUGAAAAUAUUUGAAAUUCAAUAGAAAUAGUUUAAACAGUGAUUUGAAUUGAAUUAUUAGUCAAAUUUAACCACUUAAGUGAUAUUUGUCUAAUUUGUUUGCAGAGUUUUUAGACGCAAGUGGUUUUUGUGAUACAACAGACAUUUCGCACUCCCUUUUUCAAUUCAACAAACCGUUAAAAAUUGUUGUUAUUGAAAAUAAAAAGUUUAAAAUAUAUAUUUUUGUUUAAUUUUGUAAAAGAAAAAAAUUACAAACAAAAUGUUUUCUUCAUAUUUUGGAUUCCUGUUCAAGGCUAUUUUUGUGAUACUUUGUUAUGAUCUCAAAUACACGGGUGCUCAGGAUUUUUCGUAUGAUGGUACAAUGGGGCCAGAACAUUGGGGCGAACAAUACAAUGGCUGCAGUGGAAAAUAUCAAAGCCCAAUUAACAUAGAUCUCUUGAAUGUCAUAGAACAUGAAUUCGGUGAUCUUGUCUUAGAACGUUUUGAUGAGUUACCUAUAAGUGGUGAUCUAUUAAACAAUGGACACACAGUUAUUGUUCAUUUGAACUAUGAAGACGAAGAACCAACAAUAAGUGGUGGACCUUUAAAUGGAACUUUUCGUUUUGCCCAAUUGCAUUUUCAUUGGGGCGACAAUGACACAUACGGGAGUGAAGAUCGAAUAAAUAAUCAAAGUUUCCCAGCUGAACUGCAUAUGGUAUUCUAUAAUACACUAUAUGGAAGUUUUGAAGAUGCUGUGGGACAUAGUGAAGGAAUUGCAGUGAUGGCCUUUUUCUAUGUACUUGAAAGGGAAAAUCCCUACUACGCAGAUUUAUCAUAUCUUCUUAGCUCGUUACAAGAACCAGAUCACCACGUGCCAUACAUAAAUGCACCAUCACUCGAAAAUCUGGGAGGUUCUAAUUACAAAAAAUAUUUCACUUAUAUUGGCUCGUUAACAACACCGCCAUGCAGUGAAGAGGUCCUUUGGAUUGAUUUUGAGGAGCCAGUCAUGAUUUCUCGAUCACAGAUAGAAAAUUUUCGUAAGCUUUACACUCAUGAUGGAACAAGGAUCACCCAUAAUAAUCGACCAAUUCAACCGCUUAAUGGACGAGAUGUUAUGAAAAGCUAUAAAUCAGGUAAACCACGAGUUGCAUCUGCACCAAUUCCAGUCAUGCCAGCCGGUGGAUAUAAGAAAAAAAACAAAAAAGGCCCUACUUUGGAUGAUGUAGAUAAAGGACAUAGUAUACCGUUUCAUGCCAAAAGGAGGAGAAACCUUAGUCCAAAAACAACAAGUAAAAGCUUAAGUUCCUGGGCCUUGAUAGUUGCUGUCUAUUUUACUAUUUCUCACUAAUUAUUCAUUAAUUAAAAUUUGUAUUUUUUUUUUAAAUGUAUGAGCCCUUUUUUUAACUUAAUUUUAUUUAAGUAUAUUCUUUUUAAAUUAAUGAAAGUUUGUUGUCAUUAACUUUUCCUAGAUGUUUUAUUUUUAAUAAAGACUUCCUUUUUUAUCGUU